AUGUGUAGACACGGUGCGAAUAAGCGGUACCUUAUAUAAAAACGUCAUUUAGAGCAAUGGUGUAUAUAACACGUCCCAAUAAAUACGACUAAAGUUGUGAAUGUGUAGCAGAACGACUCGUGUGGUGUUUAAUUUGGUUACUCAUACGUGCAUGUCAUGCAUUUUAUUGAUGUGUCGCGCGCGCCAUUAUGCAUAAACAUGAAGUGAGAUUUCAUACAUUAGCCAAGUAACGUUAACGUUACUCGUGUUGUUUUAUUCCGUGCUUGUUGCUCUUUAACCUCCUAAUCUCUGAAAAACAAGCGCUCUUUUUAUUUGUACUUUCGAUUUUACUUUCGUUUGCGGUGUCCCUAUAGGCUCUUGUCAAAUUUUAAAAAAUGUUUUUUUUAAUCGUAAUUUGAAGAUAUGAACGCACGGCAGUGCUCCAAGAAUGAAUCGUAGUUUAUUAGCUUGCAUUCUAGUUUUCUUUUUCGGAUUCUUGGAGGAUCCCGCGUAGAUCCCCGCUUUCGGAUCGGUUCAAAUAACGUUGCAACUGCAUUGACUCGCGCAUGAUUUUCUUCGAUCAUUUAUUUAGGUGUGCUUACAUCCCAACAUAAUCAAAGUUUUAUGCUUUUUUACGUUUUGUUUAAAGUGAAAUUUUAUUGGCUUUAUGCGAACGAGUCAAUCUUGUUAAAGAUGCAGCGAAGCUAUUGUCAAACAUCAAAAGUAGGUCAAUGCCACAGACGCGACGCAUUCAUCAAAACAAACGCUGCACGCUUUCGUCCGGAAUGUGUCUGGCGCGAGCGUGUCGUCUAUCUGUAACUUACAACAUAUGAAAACUAUCAAAUUGACUGUCAAGAGUCAAUAAAGAUGUUCGGCUUUCAUAAAUCAAAGAUUUACCGCAGCAACGAUGGCUGUUGUAUUUGCAAAACCAAAUCGUCAAGCUCUCGAUUCACUGACAGCAGCAGAUAUGAGGAAAACUUCAGACUGUGCUUUGGUCUGUCCGAGGAUAGAGUUGGAGACAUCUGCAAUGCUUGCGUCCUGCUGGUGAAACGCUGGAAGAAAUUACCACAUGGGUCAAAAAAGAACUGGAACCAUGUGGUGGACGCGAGAGCAGGUCCUGGCUUUAAGCUCACCAAACCCAAGAAAGUCAAAAAUAUUGAUGGGAAGAAGAAAAGUAAACUAAAAAAGCUUCACAAGUUUAAAAGACAAAAUUCAGACGCUCACAGCACUACAUCCAGUAUGUCACCAUCACAGUCUCCCAGUCACAGUAAUCAGUCUGAUGAUGGAUCCGAUAUCGAGACCAAGCAGAGACGUCCAAACCCAUCAGGGUUCUCCUUUCUUGACUUAUCUUACUGGAAAAGGCAGAAGGUGUGCUGCGGGAUUGUCUACAAAGGACGUUUCGGUGAGGUAAUCAUUGAUCCUCGUCUCUUCAAGCCCUGCUGUAACACCAAGAAGCGUCCGGCUCUUGCGUCGUCCUCAGACUCGCAGAUUCCUCAAACACUUCCCUCUCCUCUCCCAGAGGACAUGAAGGAGGUGUGGUGAUCCGCAUGUCACACCUCCGGACUGUCUCUUUGAGGUCCUCAUAGCUUUGUCUCCAGUGGUAGACUAUGAUAUCUUCCCCUUGUUAGUUAACCGUAGAAGUUGAAUCCCCCCACAAUUUGUAUUAAUUUGUAUAAUUUUUUAUGACUUUUUGUAUACUGUAAGUUUGUACCUUUUUUUUAUAAAACAGAAAAGGAAAAAAAUUGGGGCAUUAGGAAGUAUUUAUAGGCCAGCGUUAGGAAAGUCAAUGUAUUCCGUUUUCUCUUUACACUGUAUUUUUUUCCUUUUUGGGGUUACCAGUGUUUGUAAAUAUAAUCUUUAUUUUCCAUACCAGUGCACCAAAAGACUUCUAAUUGGCAUUUAGUUUUGUGCAUUACACAUGAAACGGGCAUAAAUGAUGUAAAGCUGAAUUUAAAAUGAUAGUGGAGGCAUUAAUGAUACAAGUGUAAUUUUUAGCAGAUGUUAUAUUUUACUCGGUCUUGCAGUCUUCUGCUUGAAUUUAAGUUGAGAGCUGUGUUAUAAUGCGUAAAUUAAUUUCAAUGGGUUGUUUGACAUGGGCACUAUACUCACAACUAGAAUACACCUCAGAUUUUGAUCUGUCAUGUCUGAUUUUCCUGGUUUGGCGUAAAGAUAUUUCUCAGUGGUUUAAAACGUUACGGGUUUGUAUGUAUUUAAAACCAAGAUGCAAAAAAAAUCAAUAUCUCAGAGUAUUUAAACGGUUUAUUUACAUAAUGAGCAUGCAUAUUGUAUUUGUCGGCAUGUUUAUUAUUUUGUUGUUAUUGUUUGUAGAGUUGGCAUGUGCGAGUGCUCUAAUACAGCAAGGAAGAGAUAAUAUUACUGUUCAGGUAUAUGAUCAUAUACUGUGUUUUCAUCACAUCUUCACUAUUUCCUGUUAUAUCUUUAGUACACUAAAGGUCAUCAAAGAUGAAAUUGUACAGCUAGUCUGUCAGCCUUGAUGUAUUAACCGCAGCUUUGUGUAUGUUUUCGAUUUUUGUUUUGUCGGGUGUCUUUUCGCUGUGUGAGUUUAUUGAAAUGAUAUGACAGAAUAGCCAAAAUUGAAGUUAACCAAUCGAAUUUUGAGGUUCGAUAGAUUUUGGUUGUAUUCAUUACUUUGUAUUAUUUGAAUGAAUGUUUGCUUUAAUUCGCCAGCAAUACUUUGAGUCAGCGUUGUUGUUGCCUCAAAGUGCUCUUAUUUCGAAUAACAUGAGAGCCAAUAUGAAAUCAAUAAAGUUCAGGGAAAAAUGUUUUUAACUUAAUUUUGGCACAUUCUCGGUCCAUGUAAAUGUGCCUUACCAGAGAUUUAGCUGAUGCUUUCAUUACAUGAGUUUGUCAUUUUUAACUUAUGCUAUUUAUUCAAAGCUGUCUGUACAUUUGAUGCUGUAAAGAAUUUUUGUGCACUUUUUAAUACUUUUUGUACUAUUUCAAUUGAUAAGAUUUUGUAUCUCGGUUUCUUCACAUUGGUAUUUUCAUAAAACUUUUAAAGUA
This is a messenger RNA of Triplophysa dalaica, 3003 nucleotides long. RefSeq names its product SIN3-HDAC complex associated factor, like (gene sinhcafl). Bases 847 to 1521 code for a protein of 224 amino acids. The record is from RefSeq and is a predicted model, not a curated record. The transcript has 6 exons. Gene Ontology annotation, biological process: negative regulation of cell migration. NCBI's taxonomy places the organism in Eukaryota, Metazoa, Chordata, Actinopteri, Cypriniformes, Nemacheilidae.